Molecule: messenger RNA, 1599 nt
Organism: Melampsora larici-populina 98AG31
Lineage: Eukaryota; Fungi; Basidiomycota; Pucciniomycetes; Pucciniales; Melampsoraceae
Exons: 3
Coding region: 315-1523 (402 amino acids)
Source: RefSeq, a predicted model, not a curated record
CUCGAAGUAAUCUAAGCAAAACCACUUUAUCCGAUUUUUCAAGAUACAAUAUAAUCUUGAUAGUUUUUAAUUUAUUAGAAUCAGAUAUCUUAAUUAGAUUACGCUUAAUUUCACCGGCUUCUGAACCUCUUUAUUUAAUUGAACGACUUUAUGAAAUCCUAUGUUAUCCAAAUGCAAAAAGUUCUAUUCAAAAUAAUCAAUACAAUCGAUUUUUACAUGAUUUAUUAGAUCAUGUUCCUAGUAUUUAUCAUCUUAUUUUAUCUUUUUCUAAUACACUUCGACUUCCAUCCGAAGGAGUGAAUAAACUUACCGAAAUGAUCAGUAUACUUGAGAAUACGAAUCCAAAAUGUUCAAAACAUCAAAACAAAUCAAAAGUAUCUAUCGAAAUGGAUUCUGAGUAUUCGAAAAUAAUUGAUCAAAUCUUAUCUGUCUUACCUGAAAUCGAUCGAGAGAUGGUUAUCUUGGAUGUAGAGCGUAGAAUAGAAUAUCAAGAUGAAAUAGAAGGUCCUGCUCGAUUUAUUGAUGAUCACCUUUCUGGUAGACCUCAUGAAUUACAAGUUGAAGAAGAUCAUCAGUUAUCAGAGAUCUUAGAGUCAAGGAAGAAUAUAUUUGAUGAUCAUCAACUUGAUCCUAGUUUGUUAAGAACAGGCAAGAACAGAUUGAAUGAAAAUUCGAUCAUGGAUGACAAAUCACACUUGACAGAUGAAGUUCGAGCCAAGAUCAAAGCUAGAGCAGAAGCAGUCACAUCAGAUGAAGAAGAAGAGGACGAAACAGAUCAAAGAGCCCCCUUGAUAAUUCUCGGCGAUUCAGAUGGAGAUGAACCAGGAGGAAAAAAUCAGGUUAUGAUUGAUAUCUUCUCUGAUGAUGAUGAAGCUUUCUUACCGACAAAAGUGGGAUCAAGAGCAUUAAGAGAAGGAGUCGAAGAUGAAUCAGAUGAGGAAGAAGAAGCUCCAAUUCAAUCCAAGAAUGAAAGCCCUAUACUGACGACCAACACGAAUGGAAAUAUCCUAAGUCAUCGAGCAAAUCAACCUAUCUUAUACAAAGCUUAUUUAGAGAAUCCUGAAGUCUUUAAUCGAUCAUCACGUGGAAGUCAGCCAAGGAAUCGGUUGAAGGAGAAAUUAGAAGGUGGGAUUGUAGCUGAUGAUUUAUUAGAAAGUUGGAGAAUAAUGUUUGAGCGUAAUCCUGAAAAGGAUAAGAUCCUAAGUAGGUAUGCGUUUAGGAGUGAAAGUCAAUCUUUUCAAAAUGAUGAAUCAACCGAAACAGAAUCUGGACCAUCUCAUCAACAUCAGGAUCAAGAUCAAGGUGCGAAAACUUCUAAUAGAGGAGGUGGUGGCAGAGGUGGCAGAGGUGGUAGAGGAAACGGUGGAAGAGGGAGAGGAGGGGGUGGAGGUGGAGGUGGAGAUGGAGAUGGUGGAAGAGGUAGGGGAAGAGGAAGAGGUAAGAAUAGUAGUAAUAAAUUGGCUCAUGAUAGGAGAGUAAGAGGUAGAGAUAAAAAAUUAAAACAAAUGGCAGGCCCUGGAUGAUUGUCUGUAUUCUUAAAAUGUCAUGAGAUCUUGAUAAUCUGCAUUUAAGAAUAUAUAUUUUUAUCAUACUUGGAGU